GCCUUUGUGGUAAUUUAUGCUGGUACUAGAACUAACCUGAAUGAAUAAAAAGGAAUAAUAUCUGAUAAUUCCACCUUAAAAUAUCUGGACCAGCCAAACGUGGUCAUUCAGGGCCAGAAACUGCGAGGAGAUGCUGGUGAUUCUGGUGCCCCUGAUCUACUGCAUCCUUACAGCCAGGGCCUGUCUGCAGUGUGACCGCACCAUCAGGAACAUGCAUGAUGACUUCAUCCUGUCUGCUCCCACCGUCAGCGAACAAAUUGAGCUGCAAAAGAUUUGCGACUAUGCCUACGUGACGUACAGAGACACAAGCCAGAAUCGAAAGGGGAUCAUUGAUCCAACUACGCUGUACAGAGCCAAAACUGAGUACCAGAGUGAAUUUGAUCGCUUCUUGAAAACAAAACCAACUGGGUCUCUAACGUUUGAAACCAUUCAGAUAAUGGAGAAAGGGAGAAAGAUCUUAGAGAAACACUUGGAUGCUUUCAUCCCUGAUGGACUUUGCCCCAACAAGUGUGGUAAGCUUGCUCUCUGA
Fundulus heteroclitus (mummichog) is the source of this 529-nucleotide messenger RNA. RefSeq lists its product as uncharacterized. The transcript has 5 exons. The record is from RefSeq and is a predicted model, not a curated record. Gene Ontology annotation, molecular function: signaling receptor binding; protein binding involved in heterotypic cell-cell adhesion. Bases 131 to 529 code for a protein of 132 amino acids. Lineage: Eukaryota; Metazoa; Chordata; Actinopteri; Cyprinodontiformes; Fundulidae. Gene Ontology annotation, cellular component: acrosomal membrane; plasma membrane. Gene Ontology annotation, biological process: heterotypic cell-cell adhesion; sperm-egg recognition; fusion of sperm to egg plasma membrane involved in single fertilization.